AUGUCUGUCGUGACUGCCGGUCAUGACGAUUUCCGUAACGCGCACCGUUUGGCUGCCGAAGUGAGGUAUCUCAGCAAAGCUGGGAAGAGCCAGGCAGACAAGAUUGCCGAAAAGGCAUCCAAGGCUCUUCAAAAGGCGAUGGAAGCUGGGCGUGUUGACCAGCUUAUCGCGCUGAACCAGCUCAACAAGCUCGCAGAUAUCGCCCGUCGUCAAGACAUCGAAGUUGAUGACAGUGGAGACAACGUGUUGUUUUCGACCACAAUUGGCGUCUCCUGCUGGCGCCUGCAUCCAACGCACCUCAAGACAUCCACAGAAUGCAAGCUCUUGUCGGGUUGUCCUCCAUUCGACCAGAACAUCUUUCGCAUCUACUGCGACAAGCCUGUUCGAGACGAUGAAAACCAGCAUAUGCUGCUCGGUCCAGCCCGUGACAUGCCGAGAGCUUUGUUUGAGACCGCGCUAUCGCGUCUCAUCGAACAAUCGCCUUGUUGUGUCGAGAUUCACGCCGCACCUGCCGGUGACCCCGCGACGCUCGUCGAGCCGCUGGCAAACUUGAAACUUGGUGCUUCCUCGCUGUCCGCCUCUGCCACAACUGGCUCGUUUUCUUCAGCGGCACCAUCGAACGUGCCUGCGCCAUCACAUCCUGUCGCGGCUAAUUCCGACAGUGAUCAGUCUGAGAACCCUCUGGAUGCCAUCGACUGCGACGAGCUCGACGACGAAUCGUGCCUCCUUCUUAAGGCGCUGAAAUGGACAAUUUUCCUGCCCCAUGUUUCGGCAGCUGAAAAGGCUGUUGCCUACUACAUUGCCACUCGCAUCGUUGGAGAGAACACCGUUGAGAUGCUCUCGGAGCGUUCGACCUUAUGGUGGUUUGCGCGAGAUGCCCUGACGCGCUACUCGACAACCGACGAUCGGGAGAUCAACGCGCAAGACGACUUGAUUGCGCAUUUGGAUCGUCUGAUUCGUGUGGGUAAAGCCAGCUUCUGCACGGUGGAUGAAAUUUGUUCUCACUCGCCAGAUGGACAGACGUGCCGUUUUGUGGCAUCUCGCCAAGACACGUCAGCACCUGCACCUACCCGCUUGUGA
Messenger RNA from Capsaspora owczarzaki ATCC 30864, 1080 nucleotides. RefSeq lists its product as hypothetical. The coding region runs from base 1 to 1080 and encodes 359 amino acids. The transcript is spliced from 3 exons. The record is from RefSeq and is a predicted model, not a curated record. NCBI's taxonomy places the organism in Eukaryota, Filasterea, Ministeriida, Capsasporidae.